AUGGACGACCGCAGACGAAGCAGAUCCCCCGAUCGCGAAAGACCUAGAAAAUCCACGGGCGGGUUCCGAUGGAAGGAAAAACGACGCGACGACGGUGAUUCCAGAGGUGCAGGCGACGACCGCAGAUUAGAGCGAGGAUACAGAGGAGGGGACCGGCCACGUUCGCCGCGGAGGGAUCGAGAUCGCGAUUCAGAUCGAUAUGGAGACCGGUACAGGGAUGGUGAUCGCAGAGAGGAUCGGGGUCGGGAACGGACAGAGCGUGAUGAGAAGGAGGAGAAGCGGGAGAGAAAGAGGGAGAAGAGGGAGAAGAAGGCUGCUGCUGCUGCACAGUCUGCGGAGCCUAUGAUUGUUGUCAAUGUCAAUGACCGUCUGGGAACGAAGGCUGCGAUCCCGUGUCUUGCGUCUGACCCGAUUAAACUGUUCAAAGCGCAGGUGGCUGCACGCAUUGGACGUGAACCGCAUGAGAUCCUAUUGAAGCGCCAGGGAGAACGACCGUUCAAGGACCAUCUUACACUAGAGGACUAUGGGAUCAGUAAUGGCGUCCAACUGGAUCUGGAGGUUGGAACGGGCGACUAA
Aspergillus chevalieri is the source of this 576-nucleotide messenger RNA. Its product is annotated as ubiquitin-like protein HUB1. Gene Ontology annotation, cellular component: cytoplasm; nucleus. Gene Ontology annotation, biological process: mRNA splicing, via spliceosome; protein modification process. The transcript is spliced from 3 exons. NCBI's taxonomy places the organism in Eukaryota, Fungi, Ascomycota, Eurotiomycetes, Eurotiales, Aspergillaceae. The record is from RefSeq and is a predicted model, not a curated record. Gene Ontology annotation, molecular function: protein tag activity. The coding region runs from base 1 to 576 and encodes 191 amino acids.